GAAAACAGUAAAGGGGCACAGUAAUAUUUCGGCUAAAAAUGGAAACUUGACAAGGAGGCUUAGUAUGGUAUUUUUGUAUCUAGAAUGACAUCGUAGAGCAGUGACAUGCAUGCUCCACCUUUAGAAUUAGCAAGGAGGACUCGCUAAAGAUUAGAAAGACGAAGGAAAUAGUGAUACUCAAGAUGCCGAGUGAUGUCAUAGUCAGCCUAAUAGCCCAGUUAUUGUCGUUUACUGACAUCAAAAGCGAUGUCUGUAUGUGUGCAAAGGAGGGAGGGGGGGGGGUAAGGUUUUGUAUCAUGCGAACUCACCAACAUUUAAUUGGAGUGUGUGGGUGCGAUCGUCUCUUGCGUCCCUUUUCAAACUAAAGUGUGUGAAGUGGGGGGUAGAUCAAUCCGGCGAUCGUUGGGUGUAUGACUCGAACCCAGCAACAUGAUAAGGCAAUUCUUACAAAAAUUUUUCGAGGAUUGUUCCAGAAAAUAGUAAAUAACGUUUCUUUUAAUGUAGCACAUAGCAUUCAAUGGAUGACGACCAUUGAGAGUGAUCUGUGUCUGCGUCUAAGAAGUAAAUUCAGGAGAAAACUUUUCACAUCUCUACAUUAUCAGCAUGAUCUUCCGCAAGUAAAAUGAAAGAAACGCGUGUGUCGUUUAUGAUUCUAAUUUUUCCCCAUCCAACAUAUUCAAGCUGAUAUCUGGCUCAGCACAAGGUGUUUUACGUUCUUAUUAUUACCUCAAUCAUUCUGCGGUCGAAUGGUAACCCAAACUCACUGAAUUCAAACACAUGCUCUAUAUCUAAAUACACAAAUGCGAACAUUUUAUGUUUAGUCUUGCUCUGAAUUCAUUUUCAUUACUAAUAAUAGACUUUAUACUUUUCUUUGUUGCUCAAGGGGAUCUUCAUACUAGAGCUUUUGCUUUUAUACGCAAGAAGUAUAUUGAUCUGGCCAAAUAUAUCAUACUUUAAUUCUCACCUUGCUUAUUUCUCUCGAGUUAACGUUCAGCUCCUCGCCUAGUGGAUACAUUACUGCAAAUAGCUUUUAUACAUAGCUAAAAAAAAAACAAAGGGCAUAAAAAGUUUUUGCUUUUUUUUCCUUUUUCUCUGCUAUUUUUCAAGGAGAUACAUCUCCUUUUUCUGUUGGCUUGAUGAUAUAGUUGUACAUUUUUUUCAGGCGUAGAUUACUUUCCAUUCCUCUGAGGGAAGAUUGUACACAGCGACAAGCAAGCAAGGAUUGCUUUUGUCAGCACAUUUUUUUUCGGCAUUUCUCUUCUUUUUAAUAAAUAUAGAAGUAAAAACAUCUCACUUAGUUUUUGUCCACAGAAAACAUCUUUCACGGUGUGAGAAGUAAGUCUGAUUCGCAAUUUGAGUAUGUCGCUUGCAUCCAACCCCAGGCUACGUUCAGUGCCUAGCUCAGCUAUCACGAAAAAUUUGCCCCUCUCAACCUCCGUAGGAAGGGCAAGUGCGAGAUACUUUCCUGCCUCUUCACCAGACACUUCCCUUUUCAGCCCAGAAGAUAUUUCAACUGCUACAGCAGAUUCCUAUCAAUUGGGAUCAAAGAAGGAUGGUGUGCAAGGUGGUCCAGAAGUCUGUGCGACGAAGGUGUUUGUACGGGUUCGUCCCUUUACGCAGCGGGAACUUGGAGAGCCCACAGUCGCUGGGGGGUCCUCCUCUUGCAGAUCUGAGUUUCCCGUGGAGGUUAGAAGCGUUGUCCGUGUGGAUAAUCACUGUCCCUCACACAUCACGACUCUCGACCCGGAGAAGAACUUUACCCCGAAAGACACCUACGUGUUUGAAAAUUGCUUUGACUCGGCGAUGACUUGCACCAGAGCCCUUGAGGAAAUUGAUGGGGACACCAUAUCCCCACAGGAGAUUGAGUGUUCCAUGCAGGACCAGGCAUUUGUGUACGCUUCUGUUGGUCAGCCCGUGCUGCAGAACGUGCUGGAGGGCUACAAUGGCUGUGUGUUUGCUUACGGCCAAACAGGCAGUGGGAAGACCUACACAAUGAUGGGGCUUGCUUCAUGGGUUGAAGCAGUGGAGGUGGCCAGGACCCCUCGCGGGCCGUGUUUUCCCCCACAAAAGGGUACCAGCGCGGUUGGUGCUCUUCACAGGUUCAAAAAAACGAGUGGGCCUUUGUCCCGCGGUGGAAGAAGUGAUUUCAGCACCCUGGGGGUUGCAGCCUCAGCGGAGGUGCCUGUUACAGAGUUUCCCAUCUGUAUGCAUGCGAAAGGGUCUACAGUUUGUCCUGUCGAGGGAAUCAUUCCGCGGCUCCUGAGGCAGCUAUUCCUCGAUUUGCACAAGAAGCAUCAAAUGGAUAAUACCCACUCUUUUCGUGUCGAGAUUGAGUACUAUGAAAUAUACAAUGAAAAGGUCAUUAAUUUAUUGAGCACAGAGAUGCCAAAUGUUGAGCUUCGUGUGCGUAACUCCCCAAGCGGUCCUUAUGUGGAUGGGCUCCAGCGUACACACGUAGAGGAUGUUGAAAGUGUUUUUAAAUGUCUGCGGCACGGCAACACCGCGCGGCACAGUGCGGUUACCAGGUUCAACAACCACAGCAGUCGGAGUCACGCAAUCCUGACCCUGCAUCUUAUCCAGAUGCAUAUAUCUGGAGAUGAUGCUCGUUCACGGUUGUGUAGCAAGAUUAACUUGGUGGAUCUGGCCGGAUCCGAGCGGACUGGCGCAAGUGGUGUGAUUGGUAAGCAUUUCAUUGAGUCUACCAGGAUCAAUUUAUCCCUUACAGUUCUCGGGCGUGUGAUUGAUGCUCUGGCAGAUCUUUCCCAGGGCAAGCAGGGGACCUUUUGUCCGUAUCGCGACUCCAACCUUACUUGGUUGUUGCGAGACUCCCUCGGAGGAAAUAGCAAAACAACCAUGAUCGCAACCGUCUCCCCACACUCAUCGAGCUUCGAGGAAACGUUCCAGACGCUGCGUUACGCGUCGCGUGCAAAGCAGAUCGUUACGAAGGCCGUCGUGAAUGAAGAUCCUCAACAGCGGCUCAUCAAGCAGCUUAACAUGGAAGUUCGGCGCCUGCAGCGCCUGUUGGAAGGCGAGGAGGAUAAAGGCAACGAUGACUACGUAGAUGAGCUGCGUGACCGAGUCGUUUCGUUAGAGGCGGAGCUGAGUGAAAAAAAGGCACAACUUGAUCGAGCCGAAGCGGAAAUUACCUUGUUGCGCACUUCCAUGGAGGCUUCUAAGGCGGCAGUGUCUCUCAGUAGUAGUGGUGCACUUAAUACAGUCGAUGCCAGCACCACCAAGAGCCUGAUCGCUACACUACGAUCUAGCAUUGAGAAGUUGAAAGAAGAAAAUUUGAGGCUCUUGUUGACAGAGACUGAAUUACAGGUCUGCAAGGACGAUAGGGCGCAACUGACGAAGCGUCUGGCACAGAUCUGUAAAAGUACUGAGAGGGAGUCGAAGUCGCUCCAGUCAAAUAUUCGACGUCUAGAAAGGGAAAAUCAUAAGCUUGAGAGUGAGAAGGCAAAACUACUCAACCUCAAUGUCUCCCUGCAGGCAUCCGAGGAACAUGAGGCCGAGUUGAUAGCACGGAUUCAGCAGCUAGAGCAGGAUAAUAAAUUUUUGCAGUCAAAGGUGCAGUCCACUGCGUCGGUCCCCCCUAAAUCGCUGGAUCUUAGCGAUGAUGCGAAGAGGAAACUUCAACUGAUGGGUCUUCUUCCACAUCGAUCGGACUCUUUAUUCUCUGCUUCUCACAUUUGUGAUGAUUCGUUACCACUUAUAAAGGUAGAGUCCCUAGUGGAAUCCCUUACCGAGCUUGCCUUUAAGGAAGGGGAGGGUUGUAAGAGUAUACAAAAUCGAAGUGCUCCGUCUCCGAAACGAAAAAACGGGACGAAUCCUAAGGCACGCGCUUGCCAGAAUGAGAAAAGAGGAACCUCAAAUUCUAAGCUGAUUAGUGGUGAGUGCUUAAGGAGUUUAGGAAAUGCUUCAGACGGAGUCAGAUGCACAACACAACCUUUUUGCACGCAGAUGGCUCUUCCGACUAAAAAAAAAGGAAUACGAAAAGUGCAAGCAGAUCCGAAACAGCUGUCAGUUCUAAAUUCUUCGAUGAAGAUGAAUGUGCCGAAAGAUGUCAAAAAAGACUUUAGAUACAGAAUGGGUGGUAAAGAUGAAAAACACUGUGUCAGUCAGCCUGAGGCCGAAGGACUUAAAGGCCAUUUGAAAUCUGUUUCAAAGCAGCACAGCGAAAAAGAAAUGGAGUCCAUUAAUCGGCAUGACAAUGCUAUGGAUCUGCAAAAGACAGAUAUUCAGAAGCAAACACGUUUGCUUGAAGAUGCAAUGCACUCGUUGAUAUCUCUUACUGAUAACAUGAAUAGUUUAACUGCGAAGGAGCAGGAUGAACUCACGGAAGGUGGCGGUGUAAUUCUUGGUAUUAUGUACUUACUUAAGGAUAGGCUUAAACUACUGCAGGCCAGACAACAAAAUAUUCAGAAGGAAGUUAGUCUGACCAGGGACGCAUCGAAGGAUUCCUAUGAGCAGGACUUAGAACGUUCAGCUACUCAGCAUCAAGAAUUAGAUCCCUUUGGAACGGCAGCAUGCAAUUUUGCACCCAAGGGGAAAAAUGUACACUCAAAUAUUACUUCUCGUGAAGUUCCAUCGGUGAGAUUGAUGAGCCAAGAAGAGGUGCGUGACAACCCACAUAUGGAUGGAGUAAAACUAUCGCGCAAAAUUGGUAAGGCCACAACAAUUCAUACUCCUUGCGGAAAAGAAGAUUUGCAGCACGAAAUGAAGGCUUUACAGCUGAAAUAUGUUAAAUUGUGUGAUGCUUUCUGCCGUUUAUAUCAGGAUCACGAUGAAAGUCUGAUGGUGGCGUUAACCGAUGCAAGCGAUAUUUUGCUUCAGGCUUUGACGAAACUGCAAUUGGAAACAACAGGCGAGCUCGUUCACAUAAAAUGGGGGAUGGUAAAACUACGCCUGGAACAUGAACGAGCAAACGAGCUCAAUGGAAAGGAAGUGCAAAAGCUAAAAGAGGUGCACGCUAUGGCUUUAUCUGAUGCAACUGAAAGGGUGCGGGUAACCUUACUUCAGUGUGCGCAGCUUCAGGAGCAAGUCAAUCACGUGGAAAGUGAUCGAAGCUUGUUGAUAGAGCUGCACUCACAGUCAGUGAAAGACCUUCAAGAUAAGUUAGAGAGUACUAAGGAGCAACAGCAAAGCCUGGAAUUCGCUCUUGCAUGUGCUACUGGGGAGACCAGAGUGCUCCGAGAAUAUACUCAGUGGGCGGAGCUCAUACAUCAACAGCAAGGACAAGAGGUAGUCGCAAGGAUGGAACUUAUCACAGAGGAAUUGUCGGAAGCCCUGGAGCUAGCUACUACUUUUAUCAGGCUAGCUUCAGGGCUGGAGCUGGAGGCUCUACAGCGUCAGUUAGAUAAUGCGUGCUGUGAAUACGAGGCGCGGGAGAAGUCCUUUCAGGAGCGUUUUAGUUUGCUUCAGAAGCAGUUUGAUGAGGUUGUAACACAGAAAAAAAAUCUUUUAAGCCAACAAGAGGAAAUAAUGGUACAACUGAAUUCACUUUUAACUGAGAAGAGCAUACUUUCUGCAGAAGCAGUGAAGAUGCACCAAGAGUAUGAGCAGCUGAGUAUUGGUCAUAGAGCGGCAAUAGAACUUCUAGAGAAGGAAAAGAAUCAACUACAGGUGACCAAGCAGGCUGAGGUUGACUCAUUAAAAGCUGAACUUGAGCGGUUACAUAAAGAUUACACUCAAAUUGUUGAAGAAAUGGAGCAAACGCGGAGUACUCUCCAGAGCUUCGAAAAGGCUCUCCGUGAGCGAGAGGACGGAUUCCAGAGGGCACAGAAGCAGCUUGUGGAGGUCGCACUAGCAAGGGAGGAGGAAAAGACUCUUUUGGCUCGUCUAAAAGAUGCUGAAGUGGAAAGGCAAGAGUCUGCAUUUAAAUUAUCUGAAACCAAGGCAGCAAUGGCUGCUUAUAAAAGUGAAUCUACACGUAUUCAGAAGGGAAUGCAAGAGUACAUCAAUGAGCUUUCGAAGAAGCUCGAGGAAGCUCAAAAUUAUGUUGAGGUGUUGAAAUCUGAAAUUAAAAAGGAGAGCAAGAGACAUGAUCAAGUCGCGGCGGAGUUGCAAGAAGCUAUCAGUAGACUGAAUGAGGAACUCCAAAACGCAGCUAAUAAUCUUCACGAAAGGGAGGUAAUCAUAUGUAAUGAUGCAAGGGAGCUUUCACAACUUCGUAAGCUCGUCGAGGACCUUGAAAAGGAUAAGCAAGAGGAAGAGCAAGAAAAAAAAAUCUUAGCCUCGGAAAUCAUCCAUUUGCAACACAUGCUAAGUGAGGAAGCCCGCAGUCACCUCGAAGUCAUAGCCGCUAAAGAAGCUGAGGUUGAAAACUAUCAGAGCGAACUUAAAAGUUUUAAAGAGGAAAAAGAGGCAACAGAAAGGGUCCUUAAGCAGGAAGUAGAGACGAUGCAACUCUCCUUGAACGCCACAAUGGUAACCCUAAAGACUAAAGAGAAAGAAUUUCAAGACCGAAUCGUAUCUUUACAAGAAGAUGAGCUAUUACGUAAGGAAAAUAUUGCCGCUCUCGAGGUCAAACAGGAGGAAUUGCAUGAUAAACUUCGACUUCAAAUCCAGCGAAGCAUCCAGCUUGUGUCGGACAGAGAUACGGAAAUUGUGGCCCUGCAAGAAGAAAAAAGAAACGCCUUCGACAGCAUCGCAGCUCUUGAGGAAAAGCUCACUGCCACGAUUAAUGAUAAUAAGAAACUUCUUGAUCAAUACAUAAAACAGCAAGGUGAGUGUGAGAGGCAAUCAAAGCAGCUUGAUAAAUUGACUCUUGAUUUAAGAGAACUGAACGGGGAGCUUUAUGAAGCACGGAGAAAGUUAUCUGAAAAGGAGGCAGAUCUUGUGCAAGUAAAAAAGUAUCUCGAGGGUGAAGUAAACAAAAAGGCUGCUAAAUUGGGAGAGGUAGAGGCAGUAUUACGAAGCCAGAAGCCAAUAUUUGAAAAAGAGGUGGACCAGCUGAAGGACAUUAUUCAGAAAAAAGAUUUGGAUCUAUCCCUAAUGACGCAUGAGAGGGCGCACGCAGUGACAUACGCGCGCGAGGUACAGCAGAAAUAUGAGAAAAUAGAGGAUGAGCUCAAAGUGAGUGCAAGUCAGCUUCAGUGCACUGAUUGGGCUUUUACACAGCUCCAAUUCUUCAUCGAUCAGAUGGAGACAUUCUUUGACAUCAAGAUGAAUUGCCUCAUGGAUGUCUUAGGCAAACAGAUUUUAGACACUAUUGAAGUUAACAAGUGCUUAAAAGUUGAGUUGUAUCGAGUCUCACAAGAAUGCAGUGACACUUCAAACCAUCUCGUAAGCCUCCAGAAUGACAUUGUUGAGGAAAAAUCAGCGCACGCAGCUAAGCUGGAGACCCUUUUGAAUGAGUUGAACCAAUUAUCCUGUACAUGCUCUCAGAGAGAAAUGCAGUUAAAUGAACUUACGCAGCGUAUUGAUAUAUUGCAAACAAGUCAUGAACUUGAGAAAGACGGAUGGAGGGAGGGGGUCGCAGAGCAGUCAGAGAUAAUCUUCAGAUUGAAGAGGGAACUGGAUCAAUCCGAAAAGCUAAGAGAAUCUCUGGAGGGCCGUCUGGAGCAGCAGCAGGAUAUCCUAAAGGAUGAAAUUAAAAACUAUGAUAUGAUGCUCGAGAGACAACGAAAUGAAAUUGCUGAACUCAAGGAAUACCUUGAGUUUCAGGCAAGCUUAGAUCUCUGUGAGGUAGAAAGCAGCCGCAACACAUCCUUCUGGAGGCAGCCCGCUGGAUAUAACUCUACACCUGCGAACUCGAGUACGACACACAGCAUCGGCAGUGGUGGAACGACGACAACCAUGCGAAACCGCGUUGGGGAUGUUUUGAUGUCCCUGUUUCAGCGUAGAGGGUGCCCGGCGCCAAAGUCAUCCGCGCCAAACUCAGACGCCAUACAGGGAGUCGGUGGAUCAUCUGGAACCGAGAUAGCUAUUCAUCUGAAUAAGGAAUCAAAAAACCAAUUCGAAGGAGAAAGUAGUAGUUUUAUAGGUGACCAUUCUCCGCGAGUUCCAUCGAGUAUGUCCAUUUCACUACACGAUUUUAUCGCAUCCAAUAACGCAAAUACUCCCAAACAGUAA
This is a messenger RNA of Phytomonas sp. EM1, 8073 nucleotides long. The record is from the annotation of a GenBank genome assembly. Lineage: Eukaryota; Euglenozoa; Kinetoplastea; Trypanosomatida; Trypanosomatidae.